Messenger RNA from Sebastes umbrosus (honeycomb rockfish), 2197 nucleotides. RefSeq names its product transmembrane protein 144b (gene tmem144b). The record is from RefSeq and is a predicted model, not a curated record. Gene Ontology annotation, biological process: carbohydrate transmembrane transport. Gene Ontology annotation, cellular component: membrane. The transcript is spliced from 12 exons. The coding region runs from base 145 to 1362 and encodes 405 amino acids. Gene Ontology annotation, molecular function: carbohydrate transmembrane transporter activity. Lineage: Eukaryota; Metazoa; Chordata; Actinopteri; Perciformes; Sebastidae.
AGCCUGUUGUGUGUCAGAUUGAGUGAUUAGAUAAUUGGGCAGCACCUGGCUGAGUGUCACUGCACUGCAGACACACACUCACACACACACUGAGGCCUCUAGCUGUUUUUAACACCGUGCACCGGCUACAUCAUUGAAAAACAAAUGUUUGGUUUUAAAAUGCAUGAAGCAAAAUACCUUCCUUUGCUUUUAUUUGUUGCCACAUUAUUGAUGGUGAGCUGUCGCAGCACUGAACAUGCUGCUGAACAAGCUCUUCCAGGUGCGAAAGGUGGCGAAAAUGCUGGAGCUGGCAACUUGGAAACAUUUGAUUUCCACAUGAACUCAACCAAUAUGACUCGUUUCGUCUACGGAAUUACUGCAAAUGCGGUUGCUGUGCUGUUGUAUGGAAGCAAUUUUGUUCCUAUCAAAAGAAUAGAGGCAGGAGAUGGUAUGUUUUUCCAGUGGGUGUACUGUGCAUCGAUAUGGCUUGGAUCUAUGGGUGGAGACGUGCUACUUCAGUCGCCUAAAUUCCACCCUUUAGCAAUGCUCGGAGGUGUCAUCUGGGCCACAGGAAAUAUAGCAGCUGUUCCAAUUGUUAAAGCAAUCGGCCUCGGCCUUGGGACUUUAAUUUGGGGCUCUUCUAGUUUGUUGAUGGGCUGGGCCAGUUCAAGGUUUGGCUGGUUUGGGGAUGCUCAAGAUGUCUCCAGGCCGAUCUUAAAUUAUUGUGGAGCUGGGUUGUGUCUGCUCAGUGGCCUGAUCUUCUUCUUUGUGAAAACCGACGUGGCGCUGCAUCCCAACUCCGAAUCGAUUCCAUUACUUCUCGACAGGAGAACAAGUUCAAGCAGCUACGGUUCAAGUUACUCCGAGUUCUGGAUCGAUGUCAUUGGACCGAAGACCAGGCGCUUUGUAGGCUGCCUGCUGGCUGUGAUGUCGGGCCUGCUGUACGGGUCCUCCGUCGGACCCAUCAUCUACAUUAAGAGCUGUAUAUCGUGCCCUGACAGCAUGUACUAUGGAGCCAGUGACUAUGACCUCGACUAUGUCCACGCCCAGUGCUGUGGCAGUUUUGUUGCAAGUACAGUGUACUUUGCCGUCUACUGUGCUGCCAUGAAUAACAGGCCCAGGGUCUACUCCAGAAUCAUCCUGCCAGCUUUAUUGUCUGGAUUGAUGUGGGUAUUGGCCACAUACUGCUGGUUCCUGGCAAAUAACUACUUGAGUGCGGUCAUUACCUUCCCUAUUGUCGCCGCAGGAUACGGUCUGGUUGCAGCGCUGUGGGGGUCCUUGGUGUUCAAAGAGGUUAAGGGGGUAGGCAACUGCUUAAUCUUCAGCUUGGCCUCCUGUGUCGUACUGGCCGGCUCCUUGCUGACCGCCUUCUCAAAGUUCUAAUACAGCAGAAGACUGUCGAGUGAAAACAAAAAGUGAAGAAAAAGUGAACUGAGUGAAAGUGAAUUGAGUGUCAUAUUUUCAUUAUACACACAUAUUGUCUCAGAAAAUAAUAUCCUUGGUUUUAUAAAACUCUUUGAACCCACAUUAAAAUAAACCAAACUGUAUGAUGGUUGAGCUGAAUGUAAAACUGUGUUUGCUAGAUUUUGAAAAUGGAAUGACCCUCAUGCUUUCUUGUUGGUUCAAAGAGGAAGUUUGCUGCUGUAUUUGUUGUUUAAAAUGUAUGUGUUGUUGAAAAUAGGUUUUGUCACCUUUUUGUAAUUUGCUCAGUAGGUUUCAACACAUCACUCACAAGCUAAUUAUUUCGGAGGCACCGUCAUACUAAGAUGCACAUUUCUAUUUAUUAUUGACAUGGUGGUUGUUUGUGUUUUUUUCUUUUUAGACAACGUGACAAAAUGAUUCCUGUUUUCUACUGACGUAUAAAUGUGUUCUUGUGCUCCUACAAACAUUUUAUAUUAAUGUGCUUCAUAUAGAAAUCUGGCAUACAGUAUUAAUAUUUCUGUCAACACUCCGGUGGUCUUCUCACAGCUCAUGUCCUCGGGCCUGUCUUCUCCCCGUAGAGCUCAGAUUGUGUGCAGUGUUGUGACAGUGUGCUCUUGAUGUAUUUUGAUGGUGCAUAUGGGAGAACAUGGCACAAAGUUGAAAGUUGUCCUCUGAAUAAUUAUAUGGUGCUAAUUAAAUCACGUACAAUAGGAGGUGGUAGAGGGUGUCUUAGUUUUGUUACGCAAUAAGUCAAUUAAAAGUGUAACUAGAUAUUACCAAUAAAAUGAGAAACUAA